CUGGUUACUCUGCAUAAUACCUUGAGCCAACAUAACGUCAGCAUCCUCUACCUGUCGGAUUACUGUUAUAAGUGUCUUUAUCAGGUUCUCAUGCAUGCAGAGACUCAAGAAGGAGACAAUCCCACUAAUUCUAGUGCCAUUGUGAGUGUCCUGUUCCCCUUGACCUUCCAGAUUGUUGUUGGAGAUGAGCAGAACUACUCAGUCAUCUGCAGUCAUUAUGAUUCAUAUGGAGAGUUUGGUCAUUACUCAAUCUGGGUUCACAGUGCUUCAAGCAAAGAGUUAAUAAGCAAUCUCUCAUGUAGCUACACCACAGACCAAGCACCUGUCAACAGCUACAUACCUAUUGCUGUUGCAGUUACUGUCAUCAUUGGACUGAUUUCUAUUUAUGUAGCAGGAUGUUACAUGUACAGGAUGAAGUGCACCCAGAGGUCUGUGCAGCAACUCCUUGGGUCACCAGCUGAUAGCACCAGCACAGAACUUGCACCUGUAAAUAAUGCUGAUGUCUCAGCCAAGGCUACAAAUCCCAAAUCUCGACGAUUACGUUCUCUUGACGCCUUUCGUGGUUUGGCACUAACAAUCAUGGUCUUUGUCAACUACGGAGGAGGCAGCUAUUGGUUCUUUGAACAUGCCCCAUGGAAUGGAUUGACUGUAGCUGACCUUGUGAUGCCUUGGUUUGUUUUCAUCAUUGGUACAUCUGUAGCCCUGUCCUUCAGCGCUAUGCUCCGACGAGGUAUCCCUCGACUGCAGUUGCUGCGAAAGCUGACGUGGAGAACCAUUAUUCUGCUACUGAUUGGAGCUUUCUUCAUCAACUAUGGCCCAGCUGAUGGACCCCUGUCAUGGGAAAGGGCUAGAAUCCCUGGAGUUCUGCAACGUCUUGGCUUCACGUAUUUUGUCGUUGCCCUGAUGGAGACUUGUUUUGCUAGAAAGGAUUUAAAACAGUACGCGGACUGUAUUUGGGCGCCAGUUAGGGAAAUUCUCAUCUAUUGGCCCGAGUGGAUAUGUAUCAUCAUACUGGAAAUAUUGUGGCUAUGUCUCACCUUUCUCCUACCUGUCCCAGGAUGUCCCACGGGCUACCUUGGAGCUGGAGGUAUAGGAGAUGAUGGAAAAUUCUCAAAUUGUACUGGAGGGGCUGCAGGCUACAUAGACAAACGGCUUCUGGGAACAAAUCACAUCUACAAUUGGCCCACCUGCAAGAAGCUGUAUCAUACUACUGAGCCUUUCGAUCCAGAAGGAGUCCUGGGAACAAUCAAUUCCAUUGUAAUGGCCUUUAUUGGAUUACAGGCUGGAAAGAUUAUGCUUAUAUAUCGGCCGAACAAUUUCAGCAUCCUCAAGCGGUUUCUGAUCUGGGCCACUUUAUUGGGAAUAAUAUCAGCGGUCCUAACAAAAUGCAGCAGGGAGGAAGGAUUCAUCCCUGUCAAUAAAAAUCUUUGGUCCCUGUCAUUCAUCACCACAACAGGCUGCUUCUCUUUCACCCUGCUGAGUUUGAUGUACUAUGUUAUCGACAUGAAGGAGUGGUGGGAUGGAGAGCCAUUCAUUUUCCCUGGAAUGAAUUCAAUCUUCGUUUAUGUUGGACAUUCUAUACUGGGUGGAUACUUCCCUUUCAGCUGGGAAAUGAAGUACGAGAAUACACAUGCUGAGCGCCUGCUCCAGGAUCUAGUGGGCACUGCUGUUUGGGUUUUCAUUGCAUAUCUGCUGUAUAGAAAGAGAUUCUUCUUAAAGAUAUAAUUAGACUGGAAUAAAUGU
Molecule: messenger RNA, 1743 nt
Organism: Hypanus sabinus (Atlantic stingray)
Lineage: Eukaryota; Metazoa; Chordata; Chondrichthyes; Myliobatiformes; Dasyatidae
Exons: 17
Coding region: 91-1725 (544 amino acids)
Source: RefSeq, a predicted model, not a curated record